CGCCCCCUGUAGGGGGCGGGAGUGACAGCGUCCCAAUUUCCGGUUCCGGCAGCACCGGGGUCCCCGGCGAGAUGGAGGAAGAUGCGACCCGAGGCCAGAAGUCGCGGGGAACAGAGGUUAGAGUGGGAGCUGCGGCUUAGAGGUCCGGGCUUGGACUUCGCCUCAGACGCGGCGGAACCGCCCUGAUCUGAGAAGGUCUUCAGGCACAAUGGAGGACAAGCGCAACAUCCAGAUCAUCGAGUGGGAACACCUGGACAAGAAGAAGUUCUACGUGUUUGGUGUGGCAAUGACAAUGAUGAUCCGUGUCAGUGUCUACCCAUUCACCCUCAUCCGCACCCGGUUGCAGGUUCAGAAAGGCAAGAGCCUCUACCAUGGGACCUUUGACGCCUUCAUCAAGAUCCUGCGAGCAGAUGGGGUGACUGGCCUCUACCGGGGCUUCCUGGUCAACACCUUCACCCUCAUCUCUGGCCAGUGCUAUGUCACCACGUACGAGCUCACCCGGAAAUUUGUAGCAGACUACAGCCAGAGCAACACAGUCAAAUCUCUGGUGGCCGGUGGCUCAGCCUCUCUCGUGGCCCAGAGCAUCACGGUGCCCAUUGAUGUGGUCUCCCAGCACCUGAUGAUGCAGCGCAAGGGUGAGAAAAUGGGCCGCUUCCAAGUGCGAGGGAACUCAGGGGGACAAGGGGUAGUUGCCUUUGGCCAAACCAAGGACAUCAUCAGGCAGAUCCUGCGGGCUGAUGGGCUUCGAGGCUUCUACCGAGGCUACGUGGCUUCACUGCUUACCUACAUCCCAAACAGUGCUGUCUGGUGGCCCUUCUAUCACUUCUAUGCAGAGCAGCUCUCAUACCUCUGUCCUAAGGAGUGCCCUCACAUUGUCUUUCAAGCCAUUUCGGGGCCCCUGGCUGCAGCCACUGCUUCCAUCCUCACCAAUCCCAUGGAUGUCAUCCGAACCCGAGUACAGGUUGAGGGCAAGAACUCCAUCAUCCUGACCUUCAGACAGCUGAUGGCAGAAGAAGGGCCUUGGGGCCUCAUGAAGGGCCUCUCGGCCAGAAUCAUCUCAUCCACACCCUCCACCAUUGUCAUUGUGGUGGGCUACGAGAGCCUCAAGAAACUCAGCCUCCGACCUGAGCUGGUGGAUUCGAGACACUGGUAACCAGUGGCGGGAAGAGAAGCCUGCUGUUUCCCACACUACUCUGGGUCAGGGGCAUAGUGGGAAGGAUAGUACCUUCUCCAAGUGCCCCCACCACAUACCUAGCCCUGCCCUGGGCCAGGUGGCCUGUCUGGGGACAGGGAUAGAGACUUUGAACUGUUCUUGCUGAAAAGGCUCCACGCCUGGAUCCCUUGCCCCCAUUAUUUUUAAUUUUCUUGCCAAACUGGGCUCCCUCACUCAGUCCCUGUACUCAGUCCUGCCUUAAGGAAACCUACUCUCCCUACCAAUCCUACUCCACCCCUCCCCUGCUAACCCUUCUUCUGGCUUCCCCUUCAUCUGUGUCCCUGAGAUCCUGAGAAGAGCUGUACGGAGAGCUUGCUUACUACCACUGCUUCUUCCUCUUGGGCUUUCAGCCCAGAUUCCUAGCAGCUGCCAUCACCCCUUUCCUGGUUCAUCUCUUAGGCUUGCUUAUUUUUAUUUUGGGACUGAGCUGCCCACCAGACUACCCUGCUUUUCCCUGCCACUGGGGGCAAGGUGCCAGGCAUUUUUGCACAGGGAGUAGGAGUAGCAAAAACCUCUGGUUCUCCAGAGCACUCGUCCUCUCUUUGGAGAGUUAUUAGGUUGGGGAGAAAUGUUGAUACUUUAUUUUGUGUGUGUAUUUUUUUUAACAUCUGUGAACCAGGCUACUGUCUUAGUCCUGCUAAAGCACCAAUCCUGCAGUCAGAGCCCACCCCUUCCUCACAUAGAUGGAAAAAUGUAAUGUAGUUUUCCCCUCAAUCCCAGUUCCCUAUCCCUUCCAUGUCCCUUCAGGCCCAGCAGCCCCAGGACAUAUAAGCUGUUGGCUUUCCCUGGCCCAGAUGACUCCAGUGGUGGGCACAGUUCUAAGUAGAUCAAGCUGGCUGGGGCACACUGGACUUGGAGCACAACCGUGAAAAGUCAGGUUGAGCGAGUAGUUGAUUUGGAAGUGACAAGUGGGUAUGUGUGCUCCAGCGCCUCUCCCCAGACCAGCAGAGCCAAGCCUAGGAGAGGGCAGUGGAGGUUCUCAGCCCCAGCCAGUCAUGACAUACACAUAUAUACCACAAUCACUUGGACUUACGGAAACAGAUGUUGUUUCACAAUGGGAAUCUCUGAGGUGUGGAACUGUUUGUGUUUCUCUUCUCCCUGAUGUGAAGAGUCAUCCUGGUCAUGGUACCUUCUGGAGGGAUGCUUGGAAGAGAGUAAAGAGCAGGUCAGAAAGUCACCCAAUACCAGGACCACUGCAUUUACCAGCCUGAUACUGCCAAGAUUAUCUAUUGAAGCUCUCAGGAGCUAGAUGAUGAGCCCUCCUUCCCUGCCUCAUCCCCCGUCCCCUCCACCAAGCCUGUGUUGCAGGUGGAGAGAGGUGCAGCAAACGGAAUGAGGAGGCAUAUCAAACCCUGCACUUCUACUUGAGACAUUUGGCCCAGAGGAUCCUUCAGACCUUCCUAUUGGUCCCACUCCCUGGGAAAGGCCAUGGUGCCAAUUUGAAAGGUGCUAGCUACCUGAAGCCUUGAUAUUUCUUAUGGCUGCCCCACAUUCUAUCACCUUGGCCAGAUCAGAAUCUGAAAACCACAUUUCACUACCACCACUGCCCAUCUUGGUCUCUUAUCUUGGAGGGUUAUUUUCCCUUUCACCUAUUUUUCUUUUUGUUUGUCCUUUCUUGCACGUUGUCAGGAGUCCUCCAAUUUCUGUCCAUAAAUGGCCAUCAAAAGGGUUGGGCCCACAGAUCAUUCUGAAUCUUCCUGUCCCUCAGUCACCCCUUUACUCUAAGAACCACCAACAUAAUGGAAGCCAGGGGCCCCACCUCUCUCUUUAAGCUCAUCCUGGUGAGACCUUUGGCCAUUGGUUUUCUCAGCUCCACACCAUCCUCUCUCUAGAGACUUGUCUUCAAUCCUUCCCCUCUAUGGCAAAGUGGUAAAAUAUCAUGGACAGGAGGUAGUCUCCUGCCUCUCAUGUCUUAGGAUGUUUCUCCCUCCCAGACUCCUUUCAUUCUGUUUUAUUUUCUUGUACAGUAUUUUACAAGCCUUUCACCUGUUCUCUCUCCUCUCUGUCACACACACGCACACACAAUUUUAAAGGAUGAUGUGCGUCUAAUGAAAGGGACCCCUGGACCCUACUUUCCCAUCACAUAGUUUAGAGACUGGGAUUGGGUGUGAUUAAAAUAUACCUUGGUGGGGAAGGGACAGUGGGCUUCCGUUUUCCCAGGACCAUGGACCGGACCAGCUGGAAAUUUUGAUGUAUUGGUCCGUAGGCAAAACUGGAAGAAACUUUCCGGAGAUUGGGCAAGACAGGAAACCUGAUGGGAGUAUUGAGGGACAGGGGGAUGAAAAUGCAGAUACAGUUAACAUUUGAUAAAGUGGACUCAUGAAUAUUAACAGCGAACAUUCACUGUUGGCCUGUACGAAGUCUUUCGAGUGUAAUUAAAAGUUUGUAUUGAG
Molecule: messenger RNA, 3606 nt
Organism: Diceros bicornis minor
Lineage: Eukaryota; Metazoa; Chordata; Mammalia; Perissodactyla; Rhinocerotidae
Gene: SLC25A44
Product: solute carrier family 25 member 44
Exons: 4
Coding region: 209-1153 (314 amino acids)
Biological process (GO): transmembrane transport; branched-chain amino acid catabolic process
Cellular component (GO): mitochondrion
Molecular function (GO): branched-chain amino acid transmembrane transporter activity
Source: RefSeq, a predicted model, not a curated record